UCUCGAGACAUUUUCUAGUUUGUUGAAGUCCAUCUGAAUAGCAGCCUUGCCCUCCAGCACGUGGUAUGCUUUUCCAAAGUCCCCAGACUUUUAGAGAGCAUACUCUAGGCCCUAUCCAGGUAAUUAAAAGACUUAUAAGCAGGGCUGGCCUUGGUGUUGAUCCUCGAGGAAUGCUAUUAGUAACCGGCAGCCGGGUGAAGGUUCUAAAUGCUGGUCAUAAUCCUUUGAGCCUGGCAUUCCAGACAGUUUUCCUCCCACCUUUAUUGUCCGAUUAUCCAGGCCACAUCUCAGCACUUUGGUUCGAAGGAUGCCAUGGGAGACAGCAUGGCCCUUUGGCCUGAAGUCAAGGUGUCCCACCCACACCCCCUGCUCUCCCCUCAGCAGCAGGGCCAGUCUUUUCAUCCCAGAAGGGGAGUCAGAUUAUGUCUACUUCGAAAAUUCUUCAAGUAACCCAUAUUUGAUACGAAGAAUAGAAGAGCUCAAUAAGACUGCCAAUGGAAAUGUGGAAGCAAAGGUGGUAUGUUUCUACAGAAGAAGAGACAUAUCGAGUACACUUAUUGUAUUGGCAGACAAACACGCAAGAGAAAUGGAAGAAGAGAUGGAAAAUCCAGAAAUGGUUGAUUUACCAGAGAAACAGAAGCACCAGCUACGACAUCGUGAGUUGUUUCUCUCACGACAGCUGGAAUCUCUGCCAGCCACACACAUUAGAGGCAAAUGCAGCGUUACUCUGUUAAAUGAGACAGAAUCCCUUAAAUCAUAUCUGGAACGGGAGGAUUUCUUCUUUUAUUCACUAGUAUAUGAUCCUCAACAGAAGACCCUACUCGCUGAUAAAGGAGAGAUUCGAGUUGGAAACAGAUACCAGGCAGAUAUAACAGACUUACUAAAAGAGGGUGAGGAUGAUGGAAGAGAUCAGUCAAAACUUGAAACAAAAGUUUGGGAAGCCUUUAACCCGCUAGUAGACAAGCAGAUAGACCAGUUCCUGGUGGUAGCACGGUCUGUUGGUACUUUUGCCCGAGCGCUAGAUUGCAGUAGUUCUGUCAGACAGCCAAGUUUGCACAUGAGUGCUGCAGCAGCCUCUAGGGACAUCACACUGUUCCAUGCUAUGGACACUUUGCACAAAAAUGUCUAUGACAUUUCCAAGGCAAUCUCUGCGCUUGUGCCACAAGGUGGGCCAGUCCUGUGCAGAGAUGAGAUGGAAGAGUGGUCUGCUUCAGAGGCAAACCUCUUCGAGGAAGCGCUAGAAAAAUAUGGAAAAGAUUUCACUGACAUUCAGCAAGAUUUUCUCCCAUGGAAGUCCUUAACAAGCAUAAUAGAAUAUUACUAUAUGUGGAAAACUACAGACAGAUAUGUUCAGCAGAAACGAUUGAAAGCAGCAGAAGCAGAAAGCAAGCUAAAACAAGUGUAUAUACCCAACUAUAACAAGCCAAACCCCAACCAGAUCAAUGUAAAUAAUGUCAAACCAGGAGUGGUAAAUGGUACUGGAGUACAGGCACAGAACACGGGAGCAGGACGGGCCUGUGAAAGCUGUUAUACCACACAGUCUUACCAGUGGUAUUCUUGGGGUCCCCCUAACAUGCAGUGUCGUCUCUGUGCAUCCUGUUGGACCUACUGGAAGAAAUACGGUGGCUUGAAAAUGCCAACACGGUUAGAUGGGGAGAGACCAGGACCAAACCGCAAUAAUUUGAGUCCUCAUGGUGUGCCAGUACGAAAUAGUGGGAGUCCCAAGUUUGCUAUGAAGACACGACAAGCUUUCUAUCUCCAUACAACAAAACUGACAAGAAUUGCCAGACGUUUAUGUCGAGAUAUCUUGCGCCCUUGGCAUGCUGCAAGACACCCCUAUCUGCCUAUUAACAGUGCAGCAAUCAAAGCAGAAUGCACAGCACGUUUACCUGAGGCAUCAGAAAACCCACUGCUAUUAAAGCAAGUGGUUCGAAAGCCUUUAGAAGCAGUACUCCGGUAUUUAGAGUCUCAUCCAUGUCCUCCGAAACCAGAUCCUGCAAAGAGCUUGUCCAGUUCUCUCAACAGUCUGACUCCUGCUAAGUUUACACCUGUCAUUAAUAAUGGGUCCCCAACUAUCCUGGGAAAAAGAAGUUAUGAACAACACAAUGGAAUGGAUGGCAACAUGAAGAAGCGCCUGUUGAUGCCUAGCAGGGGAACUUACUUAGGUCUGCCUAACCACGGACAAACCAGACAAAUGGGACCAAGCCGAAACUUGCUGCUCAAUGGGAAAUCAUACCCAACAAAAGUCCGAUUAAUUCGUGGUGGAUCCAUGCCUCCAGUGAAAAGGAGGAGGAUGAACUGGAUUGAUGCACCAGAUGAUGUUUUUUACAUGGCCACUGAAGAAACCAGGAAAAUCCGCAAGCUGCUUUCCUCUUCUGAAGCCAAGCGAGCCGCCAGACGCCCUUACAAGCCUAUUAUCCUCCGGCCCAUCCAGGCAGUGCAGCUACGCCAGCCCAUGAAUGAUGAACCCAUAAUCAUUGAGGAUUAACACACGCCGAGCAGCUCUCUAGAUGACAGUGGAUCUGCCUGAAAGAAUCUCUACUCCAAUAUAUACUUGAGUUUCUAUGGCUACAGCGUUGAACUAACUGUUGAAGAGAGGGAACUUUUGAGGAACUGUUUUGCAUCUUUUAAACCCUUAAAAGGAACUCAGCCCUGCUCUGAGCCUCUGACCACAGACUGCUCUCUCUCUCGCGCGCGCUCUCUCCUUAGCUCUCCUUUCUUUUUCUUCUUUUUCUUUUUUCUUUUUUUUUCUUUUUUUCUUUUUUUUUCUUUUUUUUAAUUUUUGGUAGCCUCUUUUCCCCUUUGCUUCUACCCCUUUUGUAGACGGGGAGGGAAAGUAAGUUUAACUUAUUAAGAGAAUGUGGACUAGUACUUUUUAGCUUUGUUUCCUCUUCUGAUGUACGAAGAGCUAGAACCCUUCAUUUUGUGACUGAGCUCUCGUUGCAAAGCCAUUUUUACAAGGCUGUGUUGUAAGAUUUUUCUUUUUUUUUUUUUCUCUAAUUUUGUGGACGGUGCCAUUUUUUAUUUCAUUUAUAUUAUUUCUUUUGUAGAUAAGUUUCCAACCUUUAACUGAUAUUUGGAAAUAGGAGCUGGAAGACAGCCCCAGGUUCAGCCAGUUUUCUUUGGUCCUGUCCCUUAUGUUUUUUGGAUCAUUUUGCACGGCCAGUUGUGCUCAUGCACAAGACGGAAACAACUCAGGCUGAGAAAGGAGUGAGCUAAGAACUGAAGAACCUUGCAGAACAUUACACUAACGAGUGCAGUGGAGGCCAGGCUACCAGAAUUAGGUAUCCUUACUAUAGUCAAUCCCUGGGAGAUCUGACCCGGUGCAUUUCUCCCAGUAACCAGCAGUUUGCGUGCUGCCUUCUCUCUGGAAUCCUAUAUGCUGUUAUACCACCAAGAUCCAGCAGUAGGCCCAGCAGUCCAGCAAGUGUAAUGAAUUGCUUUGCUCUGGCUCCAAGAGUCAAGUACACCAAUGCCCAGGGACAUUUUGCUUAGAACUCUGAACCUGUUUGUGCAUCAGUGGUUUUGGACACAUCUCUCCCAGGGUGAGACCUGGUUUCUCUUUAAUUGCGUUACUGUAUGUUUCCCAUUUUGAAGGGAAUUUAAAUUACAGCUGAGUUUUCAUUUGAACACAUUGUGUCUGAAAUUUAAGUGGUUUUUUCCCCCUUGACAUUUCUUGUGUUUGAGGUUUCUUGCAUCUCUUGAACUUCUUAUGUAUUUGCAAGUCUGUAUAAUUUCUUUUUCAUAUGUCUUCUCAUAGCAGUGCAUUUGCUGAAUGCCCUGCUCUGUUUUGAAAGGAUGUAAACUAUCAUUUGCAACUUGUGCUGAUCUGUACAUGUACCUGCCUCAAGCAGACACAGCAUGUAAUAACCCCCAAGUCAUUCCAUAUGUGUCAGCGGUGAGAUGAGCCAAAGUUGUAUUUGGGUUAUCACAGUCCAACCGUGAUUCUGUGCAACUCUGCUAACCCACCAGGUUAGACGGAAAGGAAUCCCCACAAAAUGAAAACAAUUCAGUUAACUUUACUUAAUAAACCUGGAAAGUGAGCUUUUGUGAAA
Molecule: messenger RNA, 4055 nt
Organism: Athene cunicularia (burrowing owl)
Lineage: Eukaryota; Metazoa; Chordata; Aves; Strigiformes; Strigidae
Gene: MTA1
Product: metastasis associated 1
Exons: 21
Coding region: 308-2488 (726 amino acids)
Biological process (GO): double-strand break repair; response to ionizing radiation; negative regulation of transcription by RNA polymerase II
Cellular component (GO): nucleoplasm; NuRD complex
Molecular function (GO): chromatin binding; histone deacetylase binding; sequence-specific DNA binding
Source: RefSeq, a predicted model, not a curated record